AUGCCGAUAAAAUCACCCUUCGAGACAGAUGUUGCUAAGGCUGGACAUGGAGAGGUCAUUCUGGACCUUCUUCCUCCGUCGAUACCGACUUUGACCACCUUAACCUACAAAUACCCUCUCAAAUUGCUUGCCCGCACACCGGGCUUCGUGCCUCGAACCUCGGCGCAAACAUGCCCUUCUCGACCGGUUCAUCUAUACCUUCUCACAUACGGUGGCGGAUUACUCCCGGGGGACCACAUCGAUGUGUCGAUAACAUUGAAGGAGCGGACAAGAAUGGUUGUCAGCACACCUCAAGGAAGCACCAAGAUCUUCAAGACAGAGCCCACGGCAAGUGUCAAGGGGCAACGGGGGACUCCAGCACACAUAGCAACAGACAUGAGCCGACAGAUGCUAGAUGUCCGUAUUGACAAUGAAGCUGCGAUUUGCUACCUACCCGAUCCUGCGGUACCUUACAAAGACAGUCGCUACGAGCAGGCCCAGACUUUCACCGUAGACGGGACGGCCCCAGAUAGCAAGAGAGGCAGUCUGUGCGUCCUAGAUUGGGUGACGGAGGGCCGCAGCUCAAGAGGCGAGACAUGGGAUUUCCAUUUCUGGAAAGGGAAAAAUGAAGUAUGGUCAGAUGAUGGGUCUGGGUCGAAAAAAUUGCUGCUACGGGACUCGAUCAUCCUGGACGACGAGUGCGACGAUGCUGAGCGAGAUGCCGACAAUAGCCAUCCCAAUAUGAUUCGGGAACGCACACAUCCCCAUGGUAUCGUGGGGACGCUGAUCCUGUACGGCCCCGUCUAUGAAAAACUAGCGUCAUUCAUUUUACACCGGUUUACAACGCAGCCACGGAUCGGUGCUCGCAAUUGGUCAACGUCUGUGUCGCCAGCCAAGAGUGCCACAGAGUCGUAUUCGAAUACUACCAACACGAAUGCCACCUGGACGGCGGCCCGCGUGAGGGCAGGAUUCACGCUGGUGAAGUUUGGGGCGCCUGACUUUGAAGCUGCUAAAACCUGGCUUGGUGACCUCCUGCGGGAGGAGGGUAGUGUGGUUAGGGAGUUUGGGGAAGAGGCGUUGAUUUGCUUAUGA
Molecule: messenger RNA, 1071 nt
Organism: Aspergillus ruber CBS 135680
Lineage: Eukaryota; Fungi; Ascomycota; Eurotiomycetes; Eurotiales; Aspergillaceae
Product: urease accessory protein UreD
Exons: 1
Coding region: 1-1071 (356 amino acids)
Molecular function (GO): nickel cation binding
Source: RefSeq, a predicted model, not a curated record